AUGACUCCCUCAUCAACCACCCCGAUGACCACCACUUCAACUACUGGCACUAUGACAACUACUGCAACGCUGUCAACAACUAUGACUUCAACAACCACUCCGACUUCCCCAAUAACCACCACUUCAUCUACUGGCACUAGCAGUAUGUCAACUAUCUCGACUGCAAUGAGUACUGUGCCCAAUUCCACAACCACAGAUCCCACAUCAUCUACAACACCAUGUCCAUGUACCUGUGGCGAUCAAGUUUUGAAUCUUUGUGUCCGCCCAAUCUUCUGCACUCCGUGUUCAAUAACAUCGUCGACAACUAUGACUCCCUCAUCAACCACCCCGAUGACCACCACUUCAACUACUGGCACUAUGACAACUACUGCAAUGCUGUCAACAACUAUGACUUCAACAACCACUCCGACUUCCCCAAUAACCACCACUUCAUCUACUGGCACUAGCAGUAUGUCAACUUCCUCGACUGCAAUGAGUACUGUGCCCACUUCCACAACCACAGAUCCCACAUCAUCUACUACCCCAUGUCCAUGUACCUGUGGCGAUCAAGUUUUGAAUCUUUGUUUCCGCCCAAUCUUCUGCACUCCGUGUUCAACAACGCUGUCAAAAACUAUGAUUUCAACAACCACUCCAACUUCCCCAAUAACCACCACUUCAUCUACUGGCACUAGCAUAACAUCGUCGACAACUAUGACUCCCUCAACAACCACCCCGAUGACCACCACUUCAACUACUGGCACUAUGACAACUACUGCUACGCUGUCAACAACUAUGACUUCAACAACCACUCCGACUUCCCCAAUAACCACCACUUCAUCUACUGGCACUAGCAGUAUGUCAACUUCCUUCACAACAAAAAGGAUAGCUGGGUUAACCAUGAUUUCUACCACAUCAACAGUUGCACCUGGGCGUCCCAUUGUACCAUGGUAUGGAUACCUUCUCAUCGCUUUAGGGGCUUCACUUGUCGUGCCUUUCCUCCUGGGUACAUUCUUCAUGAUAUUUAAGUGUAUAAAAUGCCACGGUUCCGCCAACUUCCUAAAAGCAUGCAACCCCUAUGCAUCAUCCAGUGGUAAAUGGAGAAGUAACCAGCCAACAACAGUUGAAACAACACAAGACGGAGCAACCACAGAAGCCUCAUAG
Bufo bufo (common toad) is the source of this 1140-nucleotide messenger RNA. RefSeq lists its product as uncharacterized. The record is from RefSeq and is a predicted model, not a curated record. NCBI's taxonomy places the organism in Eukaryota, Metazoa, Chordata, Amphibia, Anura, Bufonidae. The coding region runs from base 1 to 1140 and encodes 379 amino acids. The transcript is spliced from 12 exons.